AAGUGUCUUGUGUAAAGGCAUUAUGAAAAGUUUAAGGAUUCCCCUUGGCGGGGUUUGAACCUACAAGUUUCAGCCCAAGUCUUUAACCAAUAUACCACGCGCUGAAACGAUUAUUUACACACGACGCUUGAUUAAACUACGUGAAUAUUUUAAUAAACCAUGAAUGACCAAAAAUAAUGAAUGAACACAUGCACACAAUCGCAUGUGGAUGUGAAAAGUAAAAGAAGCAACUUAACCUUCUCCGACCCAAAUUCCGAGCCGAUUUCGUUGUCUUCCACAGCGGGGCAGCGUUACAGCGAUCUACAGACAGCAUCCAUAGGCAUUUGAGAAGAACUUAACUUGCUGUCGGAUGUCACAUACCAACUAUCUGAUGUAGACAGAAAGCUAUAAAAGUGCGGACACAUGUCCGCGCGCAGAGCGUGAAGGCGUGCGCUCCAUCGAGGACCAUGGCAUGAUAUGAGACCUUCAUUUUACGCACGUUUACGUAAACUCAAUAACAGCCACACAUGAUUUUCCAAUGGAAUCAAAUCCUAUGAUUUAUGGCGAGGAUUACUGAAGUGAAGAUAAAAUGAAAAUAAAUGGCAGCCGGUUGAUGAACAGUUCUACAUUGAGCCCUUACGAGACCACGCUGGAUCGCCCUCCCUGGGUCGCCACAACUUUGGGCAGCUUUCUGAUCUUCACUAUCGUGGUUGAUAUAUUGGGGAACCUCUUGGUGAUCCUCUCCGUGUGCAGAAACAAGAAACUUAGAAAUGCAGGGAACAUAUUUGUGGUGAGCUUGGCAGUAGCUGACCUGGUGGUAGCAGUCUAUCCUUAUCCUCUCGUGCUGGUCUCCAUUUUCCACAAUGGAUGGAACUUGGGAUUUGUCCACUGCCAGAUCAGUGGAUUCCUGAUGGGACUGAGUGUGAUUGGAUCUAUAUUUAACAUAACCGGCAUUGCCAUCAAUCGCUACUGCUAUAUCUGUCACAGCCUCAAGUAUGACAAGCUAUACAGCGACAAGAACUCCCUUUGUUAUGUCCUGCUCAUCUGGAUACUAACCGUGGUCGCUAUAGUGCCAAACUUUUACGUAGGCUCCCUGCAGUACGACCCCAGGGUCUACUCGUGUACGUUUGCGCAGUCGGCCAGCUCAGCGUACACCAUCGCUGUGGUGUUCUUCCAUUUCAUUCUUCCAAUCCUGAUUGUGACAUACUGCUACCUGCGGAUCUGGAUCUUGGUGAUCCAGGUGAGGAGACGUGUCAAACCCGAUUUUCGGCCCAAACUCACGCCUCACGACGUAAGGAACUUCAUCACCAUGUUCGUGGUGUUUGUUCUUUUUGCCGUCUGCUGGGGUCCUCUCAAUUUCAUUGGCUUGGCGGUCGCUAUAGACCCCGGGCGGGUUGCGCCUCUCAUCCCGGAGUGGUUUUUUGUAUCAAGUUAUUUUAUGGCCUAUUUCAACAGCUGCCUUAAUGCUAUAGUCUACGGAUUGCUGAACCAGAACUUCAGAAGAGAGUACAAAAAAAUUAUUAUCUCACUCUGCACUGCGAAGAUGUUCUUCCCAGAGAGUUCAAAUGAUGCUGUAGACCGGAUCAAAAGCAAGCCAUCCCCUUUAAUGACAAACAACAACCGAGUAAAAGUAGAUUCGGUAUGAAAACACAGAAAGGGCACUGUAAACAAAAACCAAAUAAGCAUUUCAGCUGCUUCCAGAAACAACUAUUUAUAACCGAUGUUUAUGACCUGAAUACAGGUGUCUGUAUUUCUUGUACCUGUUGCUUUUUCAAGAGGGUGCAUUGCAAAUAUCUUGCUUUGUCUCAGUGUUUACAAGUUCAUAAUGAUAGGCUUUUUUAUUUUCUUUUAUAUACAGCAGGUUAUAAAAUUAAUGCUAUAAACCAAUGUACACACUGUCAUAAAUGAAAAACAAGGUGCCAAGUAAACAGAUUAAUAGCCCUUAAAGCUGAUAAGUGCUCAACAAUAUGAUCUUUAUCAUACUGUAUUUUAGGUUUCGUUAUUUUCAUAAUGUUCUAUAGAGGCUGUCUGCAGCACAUGCCAAAUAAUGUAUUUGCAAAAUAAUACUUUAUACUUUGUUUAUUGUACUUAAGUAUAGUUAUUUCUUGGUAACCUUGGUCUUAAAUGGUAAGAUAGCCAGUGCAGGGAAAAUAAUGGAAAAACAGUAUUUGCCCCAUAUUUGAAAGCAAAUAUCUUUCAGUUCCCAUGAAAGAUUUAAGAUUGGUUCACAAUGCAAAUGUAGGCAAGCUCCUGAAGGGAUAGUUCACCUAAAAAUGAAAAUCACCAUUUGCUCACCCUCAUGACAUUCGGUAUGAUUUCCUUUUUUCUGCAGAAAACAACAGAAAAAAGUUUUUUUGUCCUUAAAAUGAAAGUCAGAGGGGUCCAAAACAUCACUGGACCAUGUAUGUUAAAAAAAAUGUUUUUUUUAAAUAUUUUCUUUUGUGGUCAACAGAAGAAAAAUAGUCAUAAAGAUUUGAAACAACAUGAGGGUGAGUAAAUGAUGACAGCAUUUUCUUUUUUUUUUCUUUUUUUUUUUUUUUUUUGAGUGAACUAUUCCUUUAAGGAGUCACUGUAGAAACAUGCAUAUCUCAUGAAAUGUGAACAAAAUGGUAAACAGGUUCUUCUUAUCCAUCUGUUACAGCUCUUAAGAUUUAUUUCAACAGAUUGCGUUGAUAUACUACUGCAAUGGAGUGCAUUUAAUGACAACCAAUAUAAGUCUAAUCUUAAACAACUUAUCCAUAUUUUGGCAUAUAGAUCAAGUUCAGUAUACUACUAUAAACCAUCUUUAUAAUGUCAAAUCAAUGGCAGAUGUUCAACACAGUACCUUACUUUCUUGUUUACAACAUAAAAAGCAACAAAAUGGAAUAUUUGCUUGUCCUUGAACUUUUCAAUGUCAAUAAAGUGUGCUGGAUAAACUGAGAUGAAAACAAGAUGUAGGCUUGCUUAAAAGCUAUAGAAGAGGAGAAAUGGAUAAACUGCUUUCAUUUACUGUUAUUGUCAUUUAAUGUUGGUUGAGACUUGGAGGUUCAUUAAAAGCAACAUUAAACAGCUUUAGGGAAAUAGCGACGCUACUAACUUUACAUUUUUCAGUAGCGUGACAGUAGCUCAGCUGCUUUAAAAGUCAACAUGCAAUCAAAAUAAACCCUAUUUACAUUUUCAUUGCAUGUUUAUGGGUUUUUGUGAACAAUUCAUUGGUGCAUAUUCUUUUUUAUGUUAUUUGGCAUUUCUGCAAUUAUUAGAUAGGGCAAUGAAGCAAUGGGAGAGUAGAGAAGGAAACAGGAUCUGGAAAAUUCACAACUCAAACUCAUGUUGCCCACAAUGCAACUGCACAGCCUUGAACACUGCCCACAAGGCUAUACGGUUCCAGUGGUGGAAAAAAAAUCCUGUUUGCUUGCAUUUCUUUUGCAACAACUUUCCUUUUCAGCUGAUGCCACAGGGAUUUGGAUAAUGCUGAUCAAAUAGCUGUUCAGUUUUAUUGGUUGGAUUUAAUGUAAUCUGUUUAGGCUUAAUGUUGUGACUCUAAUCAAGAUUCUCAUUGGUUUGCACCAGAUAGAUAAG
Molecule: messenger RNA, 3537 nt
Organism: Ctenopharyngodon idella (grass carp)
Lineage: Eukaryota; Metazoa; Chordata; Actinopteri; Cypriniformes; Xenocyprididae
Gene: mtnr1ab
Product: melatonin receptor 1A b
Exons: 2
Coding region: 569-1624 (351 amino acids)
Biological process (GO): G protein-coupled receptor signaling pathway
Cellular component (GO): membrane
Molecular function (GO): melatonin receptor activity
Source: RefSeq, a predicted model, not a curated record